GCGCAUUAACUUCAAUACGUAGUUAAGGGCGGAAGGACUUUUCAUGCCAAUAUUUUGGCUUAAGAAAAUAAUUGAGUGCAGAUAUUUUACUUAGGCUACAGUGUCUCGACCCUGGGGUAUUGCUACUUCUUUUUUUUUAACCUAAUUAGUGUAAAGACCCUCUUCCACCAAUUGUUAUAUUUAUUUUAAUAGGUAAAGGUGACUUAUUGUCAGUUUUUUAAAGUUAAAGCUGAAACCGAGCAUCAUACCCAGCGCUGGACAACUAGAACCAGAUGUGCCGUUGUAAUUCUGUUUCACAACAACUGUCCCGUGACAUACCGAUGCACAGGGGCGGAGGGGGGUCACGUGGGCCCCGCCGUUGCAAACAACAAGGUUUUAUAGACAGGAGCUGCACACGGAAACUUUCAUCACAGCUCCACGGCAGCACGCGCAUCAAGGGCUUGUUCACCUGCAGAGCGAGAGGAUGGACGCAGCAUACAAGAGAGUGAAUGGAAACCCCGGACCGGGGUCAGAGCCAGAGGAGCCGGACAUGGGGCGACGGAGAAGGGGCUCCAUGUACCUGGAGGAGGAGACCAGCAAGAAGUCCGAGAUGAUCACCUGCAUCUUCUCCCUGAAGGAGGAGGUCGGAGCUUUAGCCCGAGGCCUGCGACUCUUUGAGGAGAAGGGCAUCAACCUGACGCACAUCGAGUCGCGCCCGUCGCGGAUGAACAAAGAACAGUUUGAGUUCUUCAUCAGCGUGGACGCCAGCUGCUCCCAGGCCCUGGACGAGGUCAUCGACGGCCUGCGGACGCAGAUCAGCGGCCACGUGCACGAGCUGUCGCGCAACAAGCAGAAGGACACAGUGCCAUGGUUCCCUAAUGACAUCCAGGACUUGGACCGCUUCGCCAACCAGAUCCUCAGUUACGGCUCCGAGCUGGAAUCUGAUCACCCGGGCUUCACAGAUACAGUGUACAGAGCCCGCAGGAAGGAGUUUGCCGACAUCGCCUACAACUACAGACAUGGCCAAAUCAUCCCUCGGGUGGAGUACACGGAGGCGGAGAAGCUCACAUGGGGGACGGUGUUCAAGGAGCUGAAGACCCUGUACCCGACUCACGCCUGCCACGAACACAACCGGGUGUUCCCCCUGCUGGAGAAAUACUGCGGCUACAGGCAGGACAACGUCCCGCAGCUGGAGGACGUGUCCCGCUUCCUGCAGUCGUGCACGGGCUUCCGGCUUCGCCCGGUGGCCGGCCUGCUCUCGUCACGGGACUUCCUGGCCGGACUCGCCUUCCGCGUCUUUCAUUCCACGCAGUACAUUCGCCACGGCUCCGAGCCCACGUACACACCUGAGCCGGAUAUCUGCCACGAGCUCCUGGGACACGUUCCUCUGUAUGCCGACUCCAGCUUCGCCCAAUUUUCACAGGAAAUCGGUCUCGCCUCCCUCGGCGCCCCGGACGAGUUCAUCGAGAAACUUGCUACUGUGUACUGGUUCACCGUGGAGUUUGGCCUGUGUAAGCAGGGCUCGGAGAUCAAAGCUUACGGCGCCGGCUUGCUUUCAUCGUUUGGCGAGCUGCAGUACUGCCUGUCAGACAAGCCCAAGAUCCUGCCCUUCGACCCGGCCAAGACCAGCCUCCAGAAAUACCCGAUCACGGAGUUCCAGCCGGUUUACUUUGUGGCGGAGAGCUUCGAGGACGCCAAAGAGAGAGUGAGGAAGUUUGCCUCCACCAUCCCGAGGCCCUUCACGGUGCGCUACAACCCCUACACGUCGAGCAUCGAGGUGCUGGACAACACUCAGCAGCUCAAGAACCUGGCCGACAGCAUCAACAGCGAGGUGGGGAAACUGUGCGAAGCCCUGCGGAAACUGGACUAACUGCACAUCGAAUCUGAGCCGAGAAUCUCUUCUUUUAUUCUUAUCGGCUGCUUAGUGGCACACUUUGUAUUAAAACUACUAAAUAAUCGCAUGUUAGUGUAAUCCGAAAAGCAUUUUAGCGAGUGGAGCCUGUUACUCCUGUAGGAUGAUAAUGAAUGGGUGCGUAAUGGCUUAAAAGAAAUGUAACUGUCGAUUAUAUUUCAGUUUAAGUGGUAUUAAGAUGCAUGAUUUUCAAAAUAAGAGGGUGUUGUCGAUCAACAUCUUUUUAGUAAAGCCCUCUGAGGAAAAUUAGUGAUUCUGGGCCAUACAAAAUUGAAUUUAAAACCUACUAUGUAAACGUCAAAUUGUUUAUCUAAAAUUCUAAAAACAGCUGAAAUUAUAUUUUUAUGCAUUUCAAACAUAGCAGCAUACAACUUUUAUUUUGCUUGGCUAAAUGUAAUGUUUUGAUGAAACAAAUAAACAUUUCUCUUCUCACUCAUG
Molecule: messenger RNA, 2329 nt
Organism: Cyclopterus lumpus (lumpfish)
Lineage: Eukaryota; Metazoa; Chordata; Actinopteri; Perciformes; Cyclopteridae
Gene: pah
Product: phenylalanine hydroxylase
Exons: 13
Coding region: 464-1849 (461 amino acids)
Biological process (GO): L-phenylalanine catabolic process; L-tyrosine biosynthetic process
Molecular function (GO): phenylalanine 4-monooxygenase activity; iron ion binding
Source: RefSeq, a predicted model, not a curated record